This is a messenger RNA of Dracunculus medinensis (Guinea worm), 351 nucleotides long. The record is from the annotation of a GenBank genome assembly. Lineage: Eukaryota; Metazoa; Nematoda; Chromadorea; Rhabditida; Dracunculidae.
AUGCAAAACUUUCAAUUCGAUUUGAAUCGCAUCAAGAACUUUGAUUGGUUUGUGGAAUUAAAUGAAAUGAUCUAGGAGAUAUUAUUAACAGAUGCGAAUUAUAAUUAUGUUAUUCCCAGAAAUUAUUUUCUUGCGUUAGAAGAGAAAACUAAAACAAAGAAUAACGGAAGAAGAAAGACGAAUGACAGCGGCGACGACGAAGUGCAAUGUGGCACAACCAGGCAUGGACAAUGGUCACUAUGCGAUUGGCGUUGGCACUCAUUUGCUCGUUAUUCUUCAGUUUCCUAUCCUAUUCUUCAAGUUAUAAUGCCAAUAAAUAAUGGUUAUGAACUAAUGGAAGAAUAUCGUUAA